AUGGGCUCAGUAGAGGCCCAGAUACAAGGUCAGCCCCCACGGGUGGUUGCAGCCGCGAAGCCAUCUGCCAAGCACGUGCGUGAGGAUCAAUUGGCCAUCACAGAGGGUGGGGGCGAGAGAUAUGGAACCUCUUCAGCCUGUUCUUUUGGCCUCGCCACCGACUUGGACAUGCCGAGGCUCUACACGAGCUCUUCUAGAAUCAGAUGUCUCAAAUCCUUUUGGCGUCUCGGAGAGCAUGACGACUUUGAACAAACGGUGCAGGAAACCUUUCGUGCUAAGCUCGAUGAGCGGUUCCCAGACCUUUCCAUUAAGCAGUUGGGCUGGAUGAAUACCGUAUUUCGGCAAGAGAAUGCACCUAUCUUGGAGGUCCUUUUGGCCUGGAAUCACCCCCAAUUCGACGGUGCAGGUGCCAAGGUGUUCCACGAAGACUUUCCCGAGAUGCUCAAUGCUGAGAAUCGAGCUUACGAGCGAACAGGCUUGGAUGACGAUACCCUUACACUACCUCAGGCCGCUCCCUUGCUUCCAACUCCAAUUGAGUGCUUGAAGAGGCUUCCAGUAGAUCUCAAAUACCUCGCUAAGGUAGUUUGGGAGGAUAUUCGGCCUCGGUUUCUUGAUCGGGAUGUUUCCCAAGCAGCCUGGUCUCCGAUUCGCUCCUCUCCGUACAAAACCCAGUUCCGGGCCUUUUUCAUGGAUAACACGUCUCUACUUGCGAUCCUAGCCCUGUGUCGACAAAACAAGACUACCAUCACUGGCCUAAUACACGGAUUAGCCCUCAUUGCCUUCUCAUCGCACCUCGACAGCACGGUCGCCCCUGGCUUUCAAAGCUCUACCAUCAUAGACCACCGCAGGAAUCUCCCUCAGACCACACCAGGCGCUCCGUGGGCUCGGUCCGACAGAGCAGUGGCGAACUACGUGACCCAGUCGUUUCAUAAAUACGACACCGAGCUAGUGGCGCGAAUUCGUUCCAAGCUGCCGGUCGAUGCCAGCGAGGGGAGAGAUCUGUCCGCCGACUUACGAUGCGAGCUCUGGGACGUAUCGGCACGGAGUCGGCUGGAGAUAGUGAACAGACUAGAAGCCGGGCUGCGUAAUGACCUGGUCGGGGGUUUCAAGUAUGUCACGGACUGGCAGAAGACAAUGAAGGACCAGGCGAAAAGAACGCGCCAAUUCUCGUGGCUGGUAACAAACAUCGGCGUGCUGGACGGCAACACUUCAACAAGCCCGAGCACGACCACGACACGGUCGCCGACCGGCGGCGACAGCAAGCCUAACGACGUCCAGAGGUGGUCAAUUGGCCGGGCGCAGUUUGGCCUCAGCGCCGAGAUCCCCGCUGCCGCCAUCGAAUUUUCCCCAGUCAGCGUCGCUGGCCGGGGGAUGUGUGUCAGCGCCAGCUGGCCGGACUGCGCUGUCGAUGCGGAGCUAGGAGAGGGCAUCAUGGCUGAUCUGGAAAGGUGGCUGGCCCAAAUUGCGAGCCAGUCAUGA
Diaporthe amygdali is the source of this 1479-nucleotide messenger RNA. RefSeq lists its product as uncharacterized. Gene Ontology annotation, molecular function: N-acetyltransferase activity. The record is from RefSeq and is a predicted model, not a curated record. Bases 1 to 1479 code for a protein of 492 amino acids. The transcript has 2 exons. Lineage: Eukaryota; Fungi; Ascomycota; Sordariomycetes; Diaporthales; Diaporthaceae.